Molecule: messenger RNA, 2208 nt
Organism: Phaethon lepturus (White-tailed tropicbird)
Lineage: Eukaryota; Metazoa; Chordata; Aves; Phaethontiformes; Phaethontidae
Gene: JHY
Product: chromosome unknown open reading frame, human C11orf63
Exons: 9
Coding region: 1-2208 (735 amino acids)
Biological process (GO): axoneme assembly
Source: RefSeq, a predicted model, not a curated record
AUGAGUAAAAAACGUGUUCCUCAAAACGUACUCAUGCAAGCAGAUUUCCACCCUGCGAAUUGGAAAAGGCAAUCUGUAAGCGAAGGGAGCUUUGCCUCAAGUCUGCAUGACUCCCAAGAGUCUGACUCUGAAAGCCUUGUUCAGGAGAGACGGUAUCAGUUAGAACUCCAGCAGCGGAUUCGUGAAACUGAAGAGCUGGUAGGACUGUAUUCUGAUGAGUUGGAGAAUGACAGCUUGGAAGAAGAUAGGUUGGAGGAGAUGAGUUUAAAAGAACACGAAGGAGGAGCUGAGUAUGACACAAAUCAAUACACAAAUGGAAUACAAAAGAAUGAUGGUAAUGGAAGGAAGCAACAGCCUGUGGACAAAUAUUUCAGCCUAAGAUACAAUCCUAACUGGAAGAACACAAAAGAGGUAGCAGAAUUUUCUGAGGCAGAAAAAACACAUCAAGUUGCCAGAGGAAGCAGUGUGGACUUUUCACAAGAUUCAUUUUACCUCCAUUCCAGUGGCUCCCCAGAAGAAAAGAAUCAACAGGAGGCAAAGUCACAAAAUUCAUUCUCAGAGUUUGGUACAGAAUUACUAAGUUUUCAUGAACCAAAUGCCAUGGUCAGUAAUAAACCUUUUAGGUUACAUACCAAAGGGAAGGACUCUGCAGACGGCUGUCGUUUCAAAGAUAGUCCCAGUACAUAUGGCAGUGCUUUUUCUCUUCAGAUUCAAGAGCGCCGACCACAAAGAGCAAAAAAAGACUUUGUGGAAAAAAAUAAACGGACUUUAGGAUUACAUUCAGAGAAGAUAAAUUCCUAUCUGCAAUUACACAAUAAAAAGCAAGAAGUUCUUCAAGAGCAGGUUACAGAUCCUAAAACUGUUGAUGAGGAACCAGUUCAGAGUGUCCUACCAUUCCAGACUGUGAAAAUGGCGCCUGAAGACAAAUGGUACCUGAAAGCACAGCAGCUCAAGGAUCACCAAAACAAAUCCUCCCAGAGAAAUAAAACAAAAUCCAACCAGAGUCUCAAAGGCAGAGCUUUCACAAGGAAUGAAAGCCAACAACCACCAGGAAGACCAGCAGAACCGAAGUCUUGGUACCACAGGCACCAACAAAUACCAGAAUUUCAGACUGCUCCCAUGCAGGCAGUGGAGCAAGACAACAGGACCACACUGCAGAAAUGGCUGUAUCCAAGUCCUUCUGUUGGCCUUGACACUAAUACAGCAGCAAAUUCAGAUUCUUGCUUAAAUAAUUUCCCAAAUUCAAGACAUUUUGAGAACAAGAAAUAUCAGCAUGAUUCUCCAAAUAGCCUUCCACAUGACCAGCAACCUUUAUACAACCAUGUCACUGUGCAGCUUUUUGCAAGAGAUAACAGUACCAAUGGUCAAGCACAUCCAAAUCGGAGGAAUAUUUCAUCUACUUUUAAUGCCAAUUUUCAAGAAUUGGUGAAGGAUCAAGUAUCAUUUCAGGAUUGCAAAAGACUCAUUUAUGCAGAUAAAAGGUAUCAGAACUAUGCUAUCAGUAGUUUAUGGCCUUCUCAAUCUUCUGUUCACAGUUCACUAGCAGCCCCUUGUACAAGCUCCCAAUUUACACACAUGAUGGAGCAACAUCACCAAGAAAUCAGUCGUUUGACAGAAGCUCACUUAGCUGACACGCACUUCUUCAGCCUACUUCCACCUAUAAUCCCACAGGUAGAAAGUGGUUCAGAGGUAGAUCCAGAGAGUGGUGAAGGAAAUCAAGUGAAAAUAAGCCGAAGUAACUCAGAAGGAUAUCUCAAGCAAAUGGAAAAGCAAAACCAGCCUAAAGUCAGCAAGAAGCCAUAUAGCUCAAAAGCCUACAUAAACCUGAAUGUGAAGCUUGGAGGCCUUGGACCUGACUAUGAAUCCAUCAAAGAGAAAAAAGAGAAGUUAAAGCAACAAAGGGAAUACGCAAAGCAAAUUAAGGAACAUAAUAUGAAAAACAUUGCUUCAGUUCAGAGGUUACCUACAAAACCCCAGGUCAUAUCUUCAGUGUCAAGACAGAAGGCGCUGGAAUAUGCUAAGAAGAUUCCUAGACCAAAGACUUUCAUGGCAAGACAAUCAGAUGAAGAGGUCAAAGAGGAAAGUGUUCUGCCACAGACUUUAAAUGGAGACAGUUUACCUCAGAUUGCAUCCUUAGAAACUUUGCAAAAUAGACACGAGAAGGAGAAGCAAGUUGUAGCUGCUUUCAGAACCCUUCAUAUCUUAUAA